Eutrema salsugineum is the source of this 568-nucleotide messenger RNA. RefSeq lists its product as uncharacterized. The transcript has 2 exons. Lineage: Eukaryota; Viridiplantae; Streptophyta; Magnoliopsida; Brassicales; Brassicaceae. Gene Ontology annotation, molecular function: enzyme inhibitor activity. The coding region runs from base 26 to 559 and encodes 177 amino acids. The record is from RefSeq and is a predicted model, not a curated record.
CCAAAAACUCAAUUUUAAAGAACGGAUGGCUUUUUCUUCAUCUUCCUCUUUUCUCGUUGUUUCUCUGGCAGUUUUGUUACAAUCUUCAUUUCUCUUUGUCUCUGCUUCAACAAAAUCCAUCGAUGCCAUUUGCCACCGUGUCACGGACAAAGCUUUCUGCGUCCAAACUUUGAACGCAUAUCCUCCUGCGGCUUCUGCCUCCACCACGUUCCAAGCAGCUCAGGCCGCGCUCAGCCUCAGCAUAUCCUAUGCGGGGAAGUCUGCGGGUUAUGCUGCAGCAGCGGCAAAGCAAAAUCCAAACAUGAAGAAGCAGUUUGCGGCGUGUCAAGAUGCCUUCGUGACCAUUACAGCGUCUCUUAAGAGCGCUGCCUCGGAACUCAAGGAAUCCCCAGACACUGCAAACUAUGAUGUCAUGGUUUGUAGGGACAGCACGACGAUCGUGAAGAAUUUGGUCGGGAAAAAUGUAGACAAGGCUUCGAAGACUGUUAUUACAAUGACCCUAAUGAUGGAGAAGCUUCUAGCUAUUGCCGUUGGAGCCACCCUAGCUGUUGGUGGGUAAAGACGACGA